Cucumis melo (muskmelon) is the source of this 2821-nucleotide messenger RNA. RefSeq names its product probable DNA helicase MCM8. Gene Ontology annotation, molecular function: single-stranded DNA binding; ATP hydrolysis activity; single-stranded DNA helicase activity. Gene Ontology annotation, cellular component: MCM complex; nucleus. The record is from RefSeq and is a predicted model, not a curated record. Lineage: Eukaryota; Viridiplantae; Streptophyta; Magnoliopsida; Cucurbitales; Cucurbitaceae. The transcript has 17 exons. Bases 215 to 2596 code for a protein of 793 amino acids.
CAAUAGGCCUCAGAAUUGGCCCAUGAAAUUAGCCUCUUGUUUGAACUGGACCUUUAUAUUUGUGCUUUAGCCCAAUAGCACUCUUGACGUGGGCCGAUGGUCGGCCCAGUUCACCAUCUAGAAUAAAAUGCUGCCAUCUAUAUUUCCCGCCAAAAUUGGAUGAACGCUUUGUUGAGAUGAAAAUGUCCGGAGAUCAAGCGGAGUGAACGUAGGCAUGGAGCAAGCGUUUUCAGACUUCAACAUUGCUGGAGAUAUCUUGGAUUUGUACUUCCCCCGAACUGUCUUCACUGUCGAAAAUGGAUGGCUCAACCUCAUUUCUCAGCUCAGUUUCUUUUUUUCUUCUCCGGCAGGUCGACAUCUCUCUUCACAGGCUGUCGAUGAUGGUCGUGGUAUAUUUAUUUUGUCAAUUGACUUUCAACAAUUCCGGAAGAUUUGGGAUCAACAUGAUUUUUACAUAAUGUUAGAGGAAAAUCCUAAAGUUGCUCUCAAAUGUAUGAGUGCUGCAAUUCAUCAGGUAAUGAGGACCAAGUGGGUGCAUAAUUUAGAAGAUGUAGCAAAAAUUCUAGUCCGAUUGCACAACUAUUCAGAAUCUAUGCUUGCUUUGAAGAAUUUGAAGGCGGCAUAUAUUGACAAGCUUGUAUCAGUGCGUGGUACUGUUGUUAAAGUUAGCACUGUCAAACCCUUGGUGGUGCAAAUGAGCUUUGAUUGUGCAAAGUGCAAAAGCCAUAUCACACGCAGCUUUCCUGAUGGUAAGUUUUCACCUCCAUCGUUUUGUGAGUUGGAUGGGUGCAAAAGCAAAACAUUCAAUCCCAUUCGAUCGACGGCUGAAGCAAUCGACUUUCAAAAAAUACGAUUGCAAGAACUCACUAAACCUGAUGAUCAUGAAGAAGGCAGGGUGCCUCGAACUGUCGAAUGUGAACUGACUGAAGAUCUAGUUGACGCAUGCAUCCCUGGAGAUGUUGUCACUGUUACUGGAAUUAUAAGAGUAAUUAAUAAUUACAUGGAUAUUGGAGGAGGAAAAUCGAAGAGCAAGAACCAAGGAUUUUACUAUUUGUAUCUGGAGGCUGUUUCAAUAAAAAAUUCCAAGUCACAGUCUACACCUGAGGAUUUGCAAGAUUCUAACUCUAAUGCAAGAGCAACUGAGUUGCUUGAUUUAUUCUCAUUCUCCCCAAGAGAUUUAGAAUUUAUUGUGAAAUUCUCUGGGGAAUAUGGUUCGGAUGUCUUUCGUCAAAUACUGCAAUCCAUUUGUCCUUCCAUCUAUGGACAUGAACUUGUUAAAGCGGGAAUAACACUAGCACUGUUUGGUGGUGUGCGAAAGCAUUCAAAAGACCAGAAUAAAGUUCCUGUCAGAGGGGAUAUUCAUGUCAUAGUAGUUGGUGAUCCUGGACUUGGCAAAAGUCAACUACUGCAAGCUGCUGCAGCUAUUUCUCCACGUGGUAUAUAUGUUUGUGGUAAUGCAACAACCAAGGCCGGCCUAACUGUAGCUGUUGUGAGGGAUUCCAUGACAAAUGACUAUGCUUUUGAGGCUGGGGCUAUGGUACUUGCAGAUGGUGGAUUAUGUUGUAUAGAUGAGUUCGAUAAAAUGUCUGCAGAACAUCAGGCCCUUCUGGAAGCCAUGGAACAACAAUGUGUAUCAAUUGCAAAAGCCGGACUGGUAGCAAGUCUAUCAGCUCGCACUUCUAUUUUAGCUGCAGCUAACCCUGUUGGUGGUCAUUACAACCGGGCAAAAACUGUGAAUGAAAACUUGAAGAUGAGUGCCGCUCUUCUCUCGAGAUUUGACUUAGUUUUUAUAUUGCUUGAUAAACCUGACGAAUUUCUGGAUAAGAGAGUCUCGGAGCACAUCAUGUCGCUUCAUGCUGGAUGUGGGGAACGUGCCUCUGCAGCAAAAAGACUACGUAAAGAUAUAUCUCCUUUGGCUUUAAAGAAUGUAGCAAUGGAGAAUGAUGGAAAAGUAGAUGCUGGUUCAAAACGCGAGUCUUUAGUUUCAAGACUGAGAUUGGACAAAGCAAAAGAUGGAGAUUUUGUACCAUUACCUGGCCAACUUCUUCGCAAAUAUAUAGCCUAUGCAAGAACUUUUGUGUUCCCCAGGAUGUCAAAGCCCGCAGCAGACAUCUUGCAGAGAUUUUACUUACAACUGCGUGACCAGAAUACAUCAGCGGAUGGUACACCGAUAACAGCAAGGCAACUGGAAAGUUUGGUGAGGCUGGCAGAAGCUCGAGCACGAGUAGACCUCAGGGAAGAAAUUACAGUAGAAGAUGCAAUGGAUGUGGUUGAAAUAAUGAAGGAAUCCCUGUACGAUAAGUAUGUAGAUGAGCAUGGGGUCCUGGAUUUUGGUCGAAGUGGGGGAAUGAGUCAACAGAAAGAAGCCAAACGAUUUCUGGGUGCACUCAACAAGCAAUCUGAGUUGCAGCAGAAAGACUGUUUUUCUAUCUCGGAAAUAUAUAGCUUGGCAGAUAAGAUUGGUCUACGAGUACCUGACAUCGAUACCUUCAUAGAAAAUCUCAAUAGUGUUGGAUAUCUGCUUAAGAAGGGGCCAAAGACAUACCAGGUGCUGUCCUCAUCGUACACCAGUCAAUCAACAAGGUCAAGAGGGUAAAACUGGGCGACAUUGAAGGUUAAACUUUCUUUGACUCUAUUUUUUCUCCUGCAAUGUCUCCAGGCUAGAGAUGGCUCUUCCACUAUGCCAAACAUGUAUUAUUCGUUGAAGCCGAAAUAAUUGCAUAGUAUAGUCCAAUGAAUGAAAUUGUUAAAUGAUACCAAAAGCCAAAAGGAAGCCGUUUGUUCAUAAUUAUCAAUUUAACCAGAAUGGCAUUUUCGUGCA